AUAAUAUAUAUAGAUUAUAACUCAUACUACUGAGGCUUGCCACAUGAAACAGUGUUUAAUGACUGUAGCCGCAUAUGAAAGCAAAUUUGAUAUAAAGAAUUUGUUCCUAUGAUUACUUUAAUAAUGACAAAUGUUUCUUAUUCCAUGUUUCAAAUAUUUUUAUAAAGAUGUGAAAAUAUUCGAUGACGUAAUGCAAUUGAUUAAAUAUCAUAAUUCUAUUAUUACAAUAUAAAAUGGCAACAUUUUGGUCAGGAAGACCUGGUUGGUUAGGAAAAGUAGGAUUAGCAUUAUUAGCUACAUGGCUUUUGAUAUUAAUAAUAUCAGUAUCACAUAUCUUUAAAACUAAUAAUUUAUCAUCUAAUAAUGAAAGUCCUACAAAUAAAGAAAAUGCUCAACGUUUAGCCCAAAUGGUUAAUGAUUUUGAAAUUCUUAAAAGACAAAAUGAAGCAUUAAAAAAUAUAGUUUUAGGAGAAAGAUCAAAAUCUAUUCAAGGAGAUCAUUUAGGUUCAAUACAAGAAAAACUUGAAAAAGUUUCUAUUUAUGAAGAUUUGUUGGAUCAUCAAGAUAAUGUAAAACAUGGUAUUCCUUCUUCUGAAUAUGAAGAAUUAAGACGAAGAAUAAGAAAUAAUGUUCAAGAAAUGUGGUAUUAUAUUAAUGCAGAAUUAAGUAAAUUUAGGAAAGGUAUUGAUAAACUUAAUUAUGAUCAAAGAGAAAAAAGAAUACAAGAUACAUUAAAAAAUACUUGGGAUCAUAAAAAAUCUCUUACAAUAGACAUUGAUAGAUUAACAAAAGCAGAUGGUUAUGAUGAAUGGCGUAAAAAGGAAACAAAAGAAUUAUCUGAUCUUGUACAAAGAAGAUUCAAAUAUUUACAAAAUCCUAGUGAUUGUAAUAAAGCAAGAAAAUUGAUUUGCAGUUUAAAUAAAGGUUGCGGAUUUGGUUGCCAGAUUCAUCAUAUUACAUAUUGCUUUUUGGUUGCUUAUGGCACAGAAAGAACUUUAAUAAUUAGAUCUAAAGGUUGGAGAUAUCAUAAAGAUGGUUGGGAAUCAGUUUUUAAGCCACUUAGUGAUACAUGUGUAUCUACAAAUGGAGCAUCACAUGCUAAUUGGCCUGGUGAUUCUUCUAAACAAGUUAUUUCCUUGCCAAUUGUAGAUAAUGUUUAUCCAAAACCAAGAUAUCAACCACCAAGUGUACCAGCUGAUUUAGCAUCAAGAUUAGAGAAACUUCAUGGCCAUCCCCUAGUAUGGUGGGUAGGUCAAGUUUUGAAAUAUUUAAUGCGACCUCAAGAACACGUAAAAAAAAUGUUAGAUGAUGCCAAAGAAAGGCUUGGUUUCAAGAAACCUAUUGUUGGAAUUCAUGUACGCAGAACUGAUAAAGUUGGUACUGAAGCUGCUUAUCAUGAUAUAGAUGAAUAUAUGAUUAAAGUUGAUCAAUAUUUUGAUGAACUUGAAACGAAACCAGAAGUGAAAAGAGUUUUUUUAGCAAGCGAUGAUCCGAAAGUAAUUACAACAGCGAGAAAUCGUUAUUCUAAUUAUGAAAUAAUAGCAGAUCCAGAAAUAGCAGAGACAGCUUCAGUUGCAAAACGAUAUUCAGAUUCUUCUUUACAAGGAAUAAUUAUUGAUAUACAUCUUUUAUCCGAAUGUGAUUAUUUAGUAUGUACGUUCAGUUCUCAAGUAUGCCGCGUAGCAUAUGAAUUAAUGCAAACGUAUUAUCCAGAUGCUUAUAAUCGUUUUGCAUCAUUGGAUGAUAUUUACUAUUAUGGAGGUCAAAAUUCACAUCCUCAUCAAGUUAUUUUAGAUCAUAAACCAAGAAAAGAUGGUGAAAUUGAAUUAAAAGUAGGAGAUUUAAUUGAAGUUCUUGGAAAUCAUUGGGAUGGUUACUCUAAAGGAUAUAAUAUCAGAACUAGUAUGACGGGAUUAUUUCCUAGUUUUAAAGUUAAAAAUCCAGUAGAUGCUGUAGAUUUUCCAAAAUAUUCAAACGUCCCUUUGAGAGAAAAUAAAAAUGAAUAAAAAUAUACUUUAAAUUUGUAGUGAUCUUGAAAAUAUUCAGAUUGCUCGAAAAAGAAAUAACUUGCCUUCAUAUUUCAAUUGUUAAAAACAGUAAAAACUUCAUAACACGUAUAUAUAUAUUUUACUACUAAUAAGUGACAAAUUUAAUUCUCAUAAAUUAUUAUGAAUCGUGAGACAAAAAGCGAGUUAUUCUAUUAUUGCCUAUAUGCACAUAUGCACAUACAUAUGUGUAUGUUGAAUUUUAAGAAGACCGUAUAUAAAUAUUCGUAAAAAAUAUUAUAGAAAAUUUUGAAUAAGUUUACGAUCUUCUUACAAAUUAAACUAAUAACAUAAACAUUUAAAAACAUUAAAAAUGCAAAGCGAUAUAAUUAUAAAAAUUUUUAUAUAUUUUGAUUGAAGUUAAAAAUUUUAAUCGUUAUUUUAAUAAGAGAUUUUAUUAGAAUGUGACUGUAUUAACGUAUUAAAUUGCGAAUCUUUAGCAAACUGAAUGUAUGUUUUUUACCUAAUGCAUUUAUAUAAGGUAUAAAAUAGAUUCAAUUGAUAUGCAAUAUAGACAAAAGUUAUUUGUGCCAAUGCACUUGAUUCUUGAAGUAUUAUUUAUAAUGACAAGCCAAUAUUUAAAUAAAAUCUAUAUAAUAUGUCAAUUUUUAUAAUAUAUGAACAAAAUGUUUACAUUAUUAUUUAAUCUGACAUUUUUUUAAUAAGGGCUUGCAUUAUUGUUCAUUAUAACGUACAAUUUGUAUAUAAAAAUACGCAAUACAAAUUACGUAUAUGUAAUUUUUUGAUAAUAAUAGAGCUUAUACAAAAACGCAUAACAAAUAUUGCAUAAAUUACAUAUGAUAAGCCUGAAAUGCAUAGACAUCGAGCUGGGCUUGAGGCCUAUCUUAUAUAUAUAAUUAAGAAUGUUUCUUGUAUACAUAUUGUAAUAUAUUUUAUACUGUACCAAACAAAUGAGAAUUGUUAUUAUAUUAUAAAAUCUGAGUUUGGUUUUUAAUAAAUAUUUAAUUCAUGAA
This is a messenger RNA of Apis mellifera (honey bee), 3019 nucleotides long. RefSeq names its product alpha-(1,6)-fucosyltransferase (gene FucT6). Gene Ontology annotation, molecular function: glycoprotein 6-alpha-L-fucosyltransferase activity; protein binding. Bases 234 to 2006 code for a protein of 590 amino acids. Gene Ontology annotation, cellular component: Golgi cisterna membrane. Gene Ontology annotation, biological process: protein N-linked glycosylation. Lineage: Eukaryota; Metazoa; Arthropoda; Insecta; Hymenoptera; Apidae. The record is from RefSeq and is a predicted model, not a curated record. The transcript is spliced from 5 exons.